This is a messenger RNA of Neopelma chrysocephalum (saffron-crested tyrant-manakin), 1073 nucleotides long. RefSeq names its product pleckstrin homology domain containing J1 (gene PLEKHJ1). The transcript has 6 exons. Gene Ontology annotation, biological process: receptor recycling; endosome organization; retrograde transport, endosome to Golgi. The coding region runs from base 89 to 556 and encodes 155 amino acids. The record is from RefSeq and is a predicted model, not a curated record. NCBI's taxonomy places the organism in Eukaryota, Metazoa, Chordata, Aves, Passeriformes, Pipridae. Gene Ontology annotation, cellular component: early endosome; recycling endosome; trans-Golgi network.
GGAACGGCAGGAACACCGGGAACACCGGGGUCGGCGGGAGCACCGGGAACGGCGGGCUCGGCGGGACGGGGGCCGGGGGGCUCCGGCCAUGCGCUACAACGAGCGCGAGCUGCUGUCCCUGGCCCGGCAGCCCGCGGAGAAGGCGGCCGAGAUCCGCAUGAGCGUGCCCAAGAAAGGCAGCGUGCUGAAGAAGCGCCUGGUGAAGCUCGUGGUGAACUUUCUCUUCUACUUCAGGACAGACGAGGCCGAGCCCAUUGGAGCUCUGCUGCUGGAGCACUGCAGGAUCACCAAAGAGGAGGAGAACGUCUUCUCCAUCAGUUUCAUCGAGGAGCCAGAGAGGAAAUACUGCUUCGAGUGUGCCAGUGAGGAGCAGUGCCAGGAGUGGGUCGAGGCCCUCAAACGAGCCAGCUACGAGUUCCUGAGGAGGAGCCUGAUCUUCUACCGGAAUGAGAUCCAGAAGAUGACGGGGAAGGACCCCCUGGAGCAGUAUGGGAUCUCGGAGGAAGCCCGUUUCCAGCUGGGAAAACGCCAGCAGGAAUUCCCUCACCUGGGCUGAACUGGCUCCUGAGUCCUGAGCAGGCUCCCCAGGGCCACCCCAACCCCUGGGAAGGACAGCAGAGCCCCACAGUGACCAAGGGACUCUUUUAUUUAUUACCUAAAUCAUUUUUUAUUCUUUUUUUUUUUAAGGGAAUUCCUUGUACAUUCCCUUGUACACUCCAGCUGUGGAGGCUGAACUGCUCCCUUGGGGUGGGAGCAGAACCCCCUGGCCCCUGGGAUGACAGAGCUCCCAGCAUCUGAUGUCCUCCAGGGCCUGGAGCUGCUGGAGCUCCAGCCCUUCUCCUGCUCCUCCCUGUCCCUCUCCUGAAGGAGCUGCUGGGCUUUCCUGGCUCAGGAUCUUCCCUCAGUCUCCAGGGAGCCCCUGGGGCUGUAAGAGGAUGCUGUGAUCACAUCUCUGUGCUCCAGGGUUAACCCCCUCCUGUCCUGGCCUCUCCUGCUCCUGCAGAGCCAUUCUGGGGGCUGAUGGCUGAGCUGGUGAGCAGGGAGGACUGGGAAUGCUCCCAGUAACACUGGGA